AUGGACUUCGAGCUACCCCAAGAGGUGGCAGAGCGCUAUGACUUGGCUGUCGAAGAGCCUGGCCAGAUACCAUUACUGGGGGAAGGUAGCUAUGGGCUGGUCUUCCUCGGCCGGCCCCGACAUGAUGCAUCGGGGACGGUGGCACUGAAACGUUGUUUUGAUUCCUUGCUGCUCGACGACGCUGCGACGCUGAAACGCACGUACAGGGAGUUGGCUGUGCUGAGGAGCCUAAGCCACAACAAUGUCGUCGUGCUCCUCGAUGCUGUUCUGCCCAAGAGCGGAGCGGACCUGUACUUGGUCUUCCCAGCAGCUGCACAUGAUCUAGACAAGGCCAUUCGCUACAACCUUUUGGACGGAGACGCCCAGCGCCUCGCGGCCCGGGACAUGGCGCGAGCUUUGCGGUAUCUGCAUGAGUCCGGGCUCAUCCACCGAGACGUAAAGCCAGGAAACGUCCUCCUGGAGCCUGGAGGGGCGCGGCUUUGCGACUUCGGCCUCGUCAGAUGCCUUGGGAGCUCAAGGAGCCUCACAGAAUACGUCGGAAUGCGCUGGUACCGUGCGCCAGAGCUCCUUCUGGGAAAGAUGAACUACUCAGAGGCUGUCGACAUUUGGGCCUAUGCAUGUGUGGUGGGCGAGAUGGCUCUGGGGCGGCCCUUGCUCCAGGGCAUUGAUGCCGAGGAGCAGCUCGGGCUGACGGUCGGCCUCCUUUCGGCACGAAAGCUCACCAAGGAGGAGGCCGACUUGCCAGGGAUUUCGCGGACAGCUGCGGCAUGCCUCGCGCGGACAAAACCUCUGGGGCAAUCCCUGGAGCGAAAGCUGCGGCACGUCGUGGAGCCGACGGGCAUGGACUUCCUUCGCCAGUGCUUGCUUCUGCGAGAUGACGAGCGGCCUUCAGCUUUGGGCCUUCUCCGCCAUGCACAUCUCGUGGACCUGUGGGAGGACUUCGACGAUGUGCCCCGCGUCGCGCACAUAAAUCUGGCCAUCGAUGACAGAGAGGACGUCGGUCCGGAGCACAUCUUGCAAGCAAUUGUUGAGGAGGUGCGCCUCGUUUCUCACGGUCGUGAAUGCGAAUCGCAGUCUGGUUAA
Messenger RNA from Symbiodinium sp. CCMP2592, 1083 nucleotides. The record is from the annotation of a GenBank genome assembly. Lineage: Eukaryota; Dinophyceae; Suessiales; Symbiodiniaceae.